This is a messenger RNA of Xyrichtys novacula (pearly razorfish), 1416 nucleotides long. Lineage: Eukaryota; Metazoa; Chordata; Actinopteri; Labriformes; Labridae. The record is from the annotation of a GenBank genome assembly.
AUGAUGUUCCUCUGCAGACAGAACCAGAACCAGAACCAGACCAAGAACCAGAACCAGAACCCGACCAAGAACCAGAACCAGAACCAGAACCAGACCAAGAACCAGACCAAGAACCAGAACCAGAACCAGACCAAGAACCAGAACCAGACCAAGAACCAGACCAAGAACAAGAACCAGACCAAGAACAAGAACCAGACCAAGAACCAGACCAAGAACCAGAACCAGAACCAGAACCAGACCAAGAACCAGAACCAGACCAAGAACCAGACCAAGAACCAGAACCAGAACCAGACCAAGAACCAGAACCAGACCAAGAACCAGAACCAGAUCAAGAACCAGAACCAGAACCAGACCAAGAACCAGACCAAGAACCAGAACCAGAACCAGACCAAGAACCAGAACCAGACCAAGAACCAGACCAAGAACCAGAACCAGACCAAGAACCAGAACCAGAACCAGACCAAGAACCAGAACCAGAACCAGACCAAGAACCAGACCAAGAACCAGAACCAGACCAAGAACCAGAACCAGAACCAGAACCAGACCAAGAACCAGAACCAGACCAAGAACCAGACCAAGAACCAGAACCAGAACCAGACCAAGAACCAGAACCAGACCAAGAACCAGACCAAGAACCAGAACCAGAACCAGACCAAGAACCAGAACCAGACCAAGAACCAGAACCAGACCAAGAAACAGAACCAGAACCAGACCAAGAACCAGACCAAGAACCAGAACCAGACCAAGAACCAGAACCAGACCAAGAACCAGACCAAGAACCAGAACCAGAACCAGACCAAGAACCAGAACCAGACCAAGAACCAGAACCAGAACCAGACCAAGAACCAGAACCAGACCAAGAACCAGAACCAGACCCAGAACCAGACCAAGAACCAGAACCAGACCAAGAACCAGAACCAGAACCAGACCAAGAACCAGAACCAGACCAAGAACCAGAACCAGAACCAGACCAAGAACCAGACCAAGAACCAGAACCAGAACCAGACCAAGAACCAGAACCAGACCAAGAACCAGAACCAGAACCAGAACCAGACCAAGAACCAGAACCAGACCAAGAACCAGAACCAGACCAAGAACCAGAACCAGAACCAGACCAAGAACCAGACCAAGAACCAGAACCAGACCAAGAACCAGAACCAGACCAAGAACCAGAACCAGAACCAGACCAAGAACCAGAACCAGAACCAGAACCAGACCAAGAACCAGAACCAGAACCAGACCAAGAACCAGAACCAGACCAAGAACCAGAACCAGAACCAGACCAAGAACCAGAACCAGAACCAGACCAAGAACCAGAACCAGACCAAGAACCAGAAUAACAAACUCAAAUUUCAGCGAGUGUUUGUGUCUGAUUUUAGGUUCUACCUGCUAAAAAAAACUUUUAAGUUCCUUUAA